CAAACGAGAAGACGCCACUGGCCUAGAAAGGCCCCCUCCGCCUCACCCGGAAGCGGAGAGGAAGAGAGCGGAGCGCUGCUCGGCGGAACCUGAGGUGAGGAGUAUAAAAUAGACUCUCCCCCCCUCCCCUCCGCUCCUCUUCUUCUAGCCCGGCGGUGCUGCCGCAGGAGGCGGUCGAGUCCACCUGAGACUGCGGGGGUGGAGAGAGAGAGAGAGAGAGAGGAAAAAAAAAGACGGCGUCUUUUUCCUUCCCCGCCUUUUAAUAAGCCGCGCGCGAGUCUUGAGCAGCAUCCAUGGCAGCGGACAAAGGCGGAGGUGAGGACAAAGCAGGCGCGGGCUGCCUCUUCGGGGCUGCCUCGGCUGUUUGCGGGGCUACUUGUUCUUCCUCAGGCGGAGGGGGGGGGGAGGGAGAAUAACCUCCUUUGGGUGGUCGUGGCGGAAUGAUCCCCCUUUCAGCCGCGGUUCCUCUGCCCUCAUUGGAUGGGGCGGGAGGGGUGCUGUGUGUACCUCCGCGCGGUUCUGGAAUGUAGGGCCGGCGGACGGGGUGAGGCGUCGCCUUCUCAGGAGCGGGGAUGCGAGGGGCAGCUUCGCCUAGUGGUCGCUGCCGCCUGGGGAAGAGGCUCAAGUUGCGGGUUUUAUCCCGCCUCCUCUUCCCCAGCCCACAAGGGGAGUAAACAACAACUAAAACAUGAGGGGGCCCAACCUGACAGUUGAGGUUCCUGCAUUGCGGGGUGUUGGGGGGGGGUUGGACUAGGCGACCCUCCGUGGUUCUGUACUGUUACAGAGGGUCCCUGCUGUGUGGCCUAAUGGUUAGAGUGUUGGAGUACAGCCUUGGGAGGACAAAUGCCUCACUCGGCCACAAAGCUCUCUGGGGUGAGGUUGGAGGCCUAGCCUACCUCGCUGGGUUGUUGACAGGAUGAAACGGAGAGGAGGGGGACCGUGCGCACCACCUUGAGGUCCUUGGAGGGUAAAGGUGGUAUGUAAACGUAGCAAAUAAAACAGAAAUAAAUGAAAGAGCUCCUUGUGAGAGGGUGCUGGCAGGUGCGCUUGAUUGCAUUUAUAUUCUGCUUUUCUUCCACUAUGGAUGUUCAGGGGGCAACUAAAAGGGCUUCUCAGGCCCAUACUCCAAAAGAACCUGCUGCCGGGGGCUAUGCUGCUGCCCCUUCCCAGAGAAGUUGUGUCAGCUGGUGGUCAGCAGCUAUUUCUGAUACAGUGGUACCUUGGGUUCCAUACGCUCCAGGUUACAGACUCCGUUGACCUAGAAAUAUUACCUCGGGUUAAGAACUUUGCUUCAGGAUGAGAACAGAAAUCGUGCUGCGGCGGCGCGGCAGCAGCGGGAGGCCCCAUUAGCUAAAGUGGUGCUUCAGGUUAAGAACAGUUUCAGGUUAAGAAUGGACCUCCGGAACGAAUUAAGUACUUAACCCGAGGUACCACUGUACAUAUAUAUAUGUAUGUGUGUGUGUGUGUAUAAAACAUGUUUGUUUUGAACUGCAUUGCAUAUCGAAUUAUGGUUGGUUUGUUUUUCACUUCAUAUGCUCUUGUGUUUUGUAUAUAUUGUAUUGGUAGAAAUCUCAUUUGCUCAUUUUUAAUUAUUAUCAUGAGCUGCUUUGAGCUCAGUGUUGCUGGAAAAGCAGCAUGCGGGCAUUCAAUCAAAUCAAAACAAAACAUGCCCUGGGAGUUUCCCUGUACAUCCUCUGUGCAGUGCAGCACUCUUGUACCUUGGGGGGCAUAAUGUAAGGAACACAAUGAAUUAGCCUGGGCUCCAGUGCUGUUUCUCUUGUGGCUAGUCAGCUCUCUAUCUGAACUGAUAAAUGUGCCUGAGAAUCCUCUGACAGUGCAGUGAGGUCAGUCCCUAGACCCAGUUUGAGGACUUGGUUGAGGUAGUGACAAGAUGUAAUAGGGAACAGGGUAUUCCGGCAGGUGCCAUCUUCCAGAGCUAUUGUGCUAUAAUAAAACAAUCAUUUAUUUUUUAAAAAAACUACUACAGUGGUGCCUCGCAAGACGAAAUUAAUCCGUUCCGCGAGUCUCUUCGUCUAGCGGUUUUUUCGUCUUGCGAAGCAACCCUAUUAGCGGCUUAGCGGAUUAGCGCUAUUAGCAGUUUAGCGGCUAUUAAAGGCUUAGCGGCUUAGCGGCUAAAAGGCUAUUAGCGGCUUAGCGGAUUAGAAAAAGGGGGGGGGGGAGCGAAAAAAAUCUCAAGACUCCCAAGACAUUUUCGUCUUGCGAAGCAAGCCCAUAGGGAAAUUCGUCCUGCGAAGCGCAUCGAAAAACGGAAAACCCUUUCGUCUAGCGGGUUUUUCGUCUUGCGAGGCAUUCGUCUUGCGGGGCACCACUGUAAUAGCAAAACGGCCUCUGGGAAACCAGUGCAAUGGCAUCAAAACCAGUGCAAUGGCAUCAACAUGGGCAAUCAAAUACUGUAUUUUAUUUAUACCCCAGGUUUCAUCACCAAUAGAUCCACGAAAAGGUACAAUAUAGUAAGAAGAGGCUUGGGAUUCAAGCUUUUUUUCCUGCAGGUGAAAGAUACGAGCUGCAGUUGGAAUGGGACUGACCAAUCUACAGAAGCAGCUGUUUCAAUGAUCUAUAAUAGAGAGAAGAGUUCUCUGUGACCACACAGUUCAAACAACUUUCAAAACAAUAACAUAUUGAUCUGGCACCUACAGGCUGGCAUAAGAGGAAUCUAGACAAGUUUUCUUAAAGCCUGGAUAGAACCACUGUUACACCACUAUUUGAUAUGCAAUGUGGUAACACAGAGGAGAGCCUCAGCUGAAGACUUAAGUAUGCAAGUAGGUCCCAACUAGGAUUUGGGAGGAGGUGAUCCCUUAGAUAUUCACAUCCUAAAACUUUUAGGUCUGUAAAGGCCAAAACCAGGGUUUUGUAUUUGAAGCUAAUGAAGCUGGUAUAAUAUCAGUAUACAAAAAUAAAAUAAAAUUGCUAAUAUGCUUUCCAUCAGUUGGAAGUGUCAGAACACUUCAAAGGCAGCCCCAAAUAGAACACAUUGAAGUAAUCUAAUCUGGUUGUAAUCAAGGAAUAUGUAAUAGAAGCCAGAAUGGCCUUUUUCAUCAGAGUUCAACCUAAACUGGGCAAAAACGCUGUAAAGGUGAACUUGGAUUUUCCUGUGGACUUUGUAAGGGAAGAAAUGUCAGACUUCACUUUUUAUUAGAACUCUGAGGUCCACGAACUCGAGUCUUUUGCAAAAUACAGGCUCAGGUGUAUGCAUGUGUGCUAGGAAUUAAGGAACAGGGUUCCUCUUUGCACAUGUCGAAACAAAAUAAUAAAAUUUCUUCCAGUAGCACCUUAGAGACCAACUAAGUUUGUUAUUGGUAUGAGCUUUCAUGUGUAUGCACACUUCUUCAGAAUACAGUAACAAACCUAGUUGGUCUCUAAGGUAGUACUGGAAGGAUUUUUUUUAUUUUGUUUCGACUACAGCAGACCAACACGGCUACCUACCUGUAACUAGAUCUUUGCAUAUGCUUACUCCAGAAAUUUGUGAUCCCUACCAGAACCAAGCUGACAAGUGCUUUCACUUAGGGAAAACUAGGAGUGUAUUUCUAAGUUUUCAUUUUCAGCAGUCUAUUGCAAAUAGCUUUUUAGUUGUUUCGGCUGUUGAUGUGUUGGGAGUUCGAUAUGCUUCUCAUCUUAACUGCAAAUCACCCAUACAUCUCCCAGCAAAUCUGAUCUACAUUCCACCAAACCCUUCUGUAAGGUGCCAAGCAAGCCGCACUAUUUACCCACAUACUUAAGUUUCUCAUUGACUUAUUUAUUUCAACCUGCUGUUCUUAAUACCUGAACCUUUAAAAGCAAGGGUUCAAAAUUACAGAAUUCAGUAUUCUCUCAGAAAAAAUAUGCUUGGAGCACGAGCAUGAACACAAUAUGAUUUAAGCUUUGCUUAGAAUGGUUUGAAACUAUGCUUGGAGUUAGCUGUUGUUUGAAACACUUGUGUUGCAGAUCAGGGAGCAGAAAAACAUGAAGCAGCAGGGACAUCAUCUGGGAUUACUGACCAAGAGAAGGAGCUCUCAAACAGUGCUCUGCAAGCAUUCAUGGUAAGGCAAUUCUUGAGAUAGCAAAUAUGUAUGUCAUACACAUGUAGUGUGAUAGAUAGUUUUUGGAAGCAAAGUGUGGAGCUAGUAUGAUUUUGAGGAGCAGCUUAUUUCACAUCAUAGGCACUGCUUCUUGUAAAGAAUAAAUUCAGACAUCCCAAAAGGUAUAGAAUACCUCCAGCCUUUAGUCUGACGUUUUUGCAGGGGAAAUUUGAUAGAUCUUUCCACUCUAGCAAUCCUUUUAAUAUUUUGGUUUCUGCAUAGUUCAGGCUGCUAGCUAGGCAAAUAUUUCCCACUGAGGUAGGAAAAGGAGACGGGCGGAGGGAUUGCACACAUGACUUGUUCCAGAUUGGAAAAUGUGACAUCUGCCUGUGCUCCUCUGUAAAUUAGAAGCAGUGUUUUGGAAUUCUAAGCUGGGUUUUGAUUUUUAAAAUGUGUCUAUUUAAACAUUGCCUUUUCAACUGUGAUCCUUGCAGGCUGGCAACUAUGAAGCUUGUCUACAACACCUUAGCUGCUUGCAAGAAAUUAACAAGGAUGAUUACAAAAUAGUUUUGAACAUGGCAGUAGCAGAGUUCUGUAAAAGUAAUCAGACGACAACUGACAACUUGAAACAAACACUUAAUCAGCUGAAAAACCAGGUAUUGCUUGCUUGCUUGUUUGUUGUUUCCGCCCUCUUUUUUGUAAAGGGUUCCUUGUGAUUUGCACAAAUAUUUCUCGUCCCUCCAUAAUCCUGCAAAAAGUCAUUUCCAAAAGGCAAUGGAAUCUUGAAGGCCAGAGCAGGUACUGCAGGAAGUUCUUUCUGUUCUUAUUUCUGUUUGUAAGUAAACUAUCAUCUUGUAUUUGGUACAUUCUGGGGUGCUUUGGGAAAUGGCAAUAGCAAGUUACAUUUUCACGUAGACCAGUCUGUAGCACAUACUGAUUUAACAGUACUUUUUUUAUUUGGUCAUAAAUGGAGGAGUGGGUAAAAAAAAAGGGCUGUGUUUUUAUCCCCCAGGUUCAUUCAGCUGUUGAGGAAAUGGAUGGAUUAGAUGAUGUUGAAAACAGCAUGCUUUACUACAAUCAAGCUGUUAUUUUGUACCAUCUUCGGCAGUAUACUGAAGCAAUAAUAGUUGGAGAGAAGCUUUAUCAAUUCAUUGAACCUUUUGGUAAGUUGACAGAGGUAAAAGGCUCCUGUUCCUAGUCUCCCCUAUUUCAGAUUUCAUGCAACUUUUGCUUGAGAAAGCUAAUUUGUAUUCAUUAUAUUUAAAAUUACAUAUCUAGUCAAGAAAAUAGUUCAAAACCAAUUGAACAUAUUUUUCUCUCAUGCAUAUAACAAUAGUAUAAUCACAGGAGCAAAUAUGUAGCUGCCUGUGUUCAGAUACCUCUUCAUAUGCACAACUUCAGAAGUUUGCAGAAGCUGCUGUCUAAUUAUGUGCACUUGUAUGACUAGCUUUAAACUGAAAGCAUUAACAAAGUCAGUAUUUAAACCAGAAAAGUAUUGUGGUGGUUGGUUUUCAUAAGUAAUCCUUAAUGUAAAUGUGAAAAUCACCUGCAUUUGGGACAGGUUUAGUAUCCUUGAACUAGUUUUAGCGAACACUAUCAAGGAGAGGACUAAAUGUUUGUUAUUUUGUCUUCUAGAGGAGAGAUUUGCCCAGGCAGUGUGCUUCCUGCUUGUAGACUUAUACCUGCUGACUUGCCAAGCUGAAAAAGCCUUGCAUCUGCUUGCUGUAUUGGAAAAAAUGAUUUUACAAGGUGGCAACAACAAAAAUGGGAAAAAUGAGGUAGGUCUAGGAGAAUAUAGAGGAAAUGUAGUAAUUUAAGAAUGCUUGUCCAGCUAAACCUUAAUUGGCCUUUUGAAACGAUAGUGGAAUUUCAUAUAGUUCGGAUUUGGAACUGUUCACAUUAAUAAGUAAACUUAUUUUUAACAGCAUAGGAAUCCUUUAUUGUAGCCAAACUGUUUUCUGGUGGCCUCUUAACAAUUUGUGUUUUGUUUUAUUUUCACACAGGUGUUGCUUUUGAGAGUCACAGCUGCCAUCUCAUAGGCUUUUCUCUGUGACUGUUUUUGUGGCAAUGCCUUCAUUAGGUUGAUUAGGGUUGGAGGGCUACUCCUUCAUGAGAUGCUUCAGGAAUUAUGAACUAUGUGUCAUGUAACACCCACAAUCAUCUGCUUUAAAAUCUGACAAUUGUUUCAUCUCUUAAUUUGUGAUCAGACAGGUAAUAACACUAGUAAGGAAACUUCCAAUCACAAAGCUGAAAGUGGAACCCUGACAGAAGCUGCUAAGUCUAAAAUUCAUCAGGUAAGACUAAAUAUAGGGCUUUUUUUAUUCUAUAUGACACUUUAGAAGGUACUACAUGCUGUUUUGCAUUUUUCAAGUGACCCAAGGCUAGGACAUAUGUGUAAUUAUUUCCAUUCCACAGUCACUCCAAUGUAUAUAUCUGUAAGAGUAGCUUUGUUGUGUACUGGCCUGUGUUAGAUACAGCUCACAGCAACUAUUUUUUUCUGGCAAACAUUGUGCUCAAUCUAGUCACUCUGAUUGUGGAAAUAGUUGCUGUCCUUCGUUAUCAAUAUCCAUGUGCAGGUCAGUUCACAGCAAGUUUCUCGGCAUAAUUAUGUACCCAGAAGGUAUUAUUACGUGGACAAAAUAGGCAGCCACUUAGAUGUGUGAAUUAGUCUUUAGUUUCAGUAUUUCAAAUCGUUACGCCUAUUUUGCAAGCAUAUAAUACAGUUCUAACCUUUUGCUUUGUAUAUCCUUUACUAAUGAAAUAUACUAAAGUGUAGUAUGGAUUUUCUGAUGACCCUUAAACAAUGUUGGUGGGCUAUUUUAAUUAGCAAUUUAGUUUAGUUCACAAUUCCUCAACUGUGUUAAGGCUUCAAUUUAUCUUCAAAUAUUCAAUUUUGAACAUAAACAUGUUUUAACCUUUGUUCAGCAAAUUGUGUAUCAUGGCAUGUCACUGUAUAUUGUUCCCCAAAUACAAUAAUUAAUUUCUGAGUAGCAGUCGUAGUUUUAUUUCAGUUUCAUGAGAUCACUUAUUCAUUAACAGUAUAAGGUGCGAGCCUAUAUUCAGAUGAAGUCUCUGAAAGCAUGCAAGAGGGAGAUAAAAUCCGUUAUGAACACCGCUGGAAAUGUAAGUAACCAUAACUGUUGGUUUAAGUCACAUGUUUGUAUUUUUAAAGAAUCAUUCAUUCAUCAUAGCAUUUGAUGGACAGAUCGUAAUGUGGAAGGGAGACAUUGAAAAUAAAGAUUCUCUUUUAGGAUUUGAGAAAAUGACAUAGUUGGGACUUCUAGAGUCCCAACCUGAUUCUGGAUUGUUAAUGAUAUAACUAUUCAUCUAGUUUAUACAUCUGUGAUAGGACUUGGCAGUUUAAGAUACCGUAGCUUUAUAGGUGAUGAUUGAUUUUGUAGAUUCUAAUGUUUCAUUUAAAGAUUUGAACUUGUACUCGGUUAGGUUUUAGCAGCAGAAUAAGAGUUCUAAAAGCCCCCCCCCAAUCACAUUUCUUCAAAGAGGUCAGUGCCCCAAAUACCUUCCGUCCCAGUUCUUCCAUUACUACCAGCCAAGAAGGGGUCGGGGCACCAAUACAGGACUGGUCUCCUGGUGCCAUUGUCACUGCUGCUUAGCAGGGCAGAGCAACAAGGUUGGGUGGUAUGAGUAAACCAAUGAGAGCACCUGAUUGGCUCAGCUGGUCCCCCUUCCCUUGCAGCCUCCCUGCCUUGCAGGGGGACUUGACCUUGCCGCUGUCUCUCCCCACUGGCUGCUCUUGCUUCCAGCUUCACUUCCCUGCACUUCUGAAUUCCUUUGGAGUAAGUUUCUCUGUUGUAGCUAUUUCUCUUAAGCAGCCUCUCAAUUUUAUGACCCCCUGCUUAUGUCAGCAGUCCUUCAGGCCACACUGCAAGUCCUGCUUGGACUGGUAAGUGAUGGCUUUCUGGCUGAUGGAUGUGCAGUCACUUCUGAGCAUACUGUUUCUCUCAUGUAGAUAACUGGAGUAUCCAACCACACUAAAUUUCUCCCUACGAGUAACCAUGGAUAUUGUUCUCUUUACAGUCUGCUCCUUCUCUCUUUCUGAAAAGCAAUUUUGAGUAUUUAAGAGGCAAUUAUCGGAAAGCAGUAAAGCUGCUGAACAGCUCAAACAUCGCAGAACAUCCGGGAUUUAUGAAAACAGGUACCUUAAACUUAUACGUUUGCAAAAACGGGGCUUCAUUUCACAUUUUAAUUCCCUUUCCUUGAAUUGGUGUAAAAUGCUUGUGUGGACAGGAGUAUCUCUAGUAGAUUUCUUCCUAUAUACAUAAAAAUGCAACGCUGUCAUCACACAGCCCCCAUUGGAAAAUUUGCAUAAACUCAUAGGAGGGGAGCAAAAGAGAGUGCGGGUUUUAAAAUGGCAGUUUUGAACAACAGCAGAGGUUUCAAUAAAGCAGGACUAGAAGGAUACAAAGGUGCUAUGAGGAAAUGAGGGCAUUGGCGAGCAAAACGAGCAGCGGUGGCAGUCCCUGUGGGCCUUUAAAAAAAAAUCAAAAUCCAGAAUUUCAUUUAUUUAUUUAUUUUUUUCUUAGGUGAAUGCUUACGGUGCAUGUUCUGGAAUAACCUUGGGUGCAUCCAUUUUGCUAUGGGGAAACACAACUUGGGAAUUUUCUAUUUCAAAAAGGCCUUGCAGGAGAAUGACAAUGCCUGUGCACAGCUUGGAACAGGUGGCUCCGACACAGGUAAGGUCGACUAGUAAUAAAACACGCUGCAGCAUUGGCAAAUUGUAUUUUUAUGGGCCUAUACAGUGGUGCCCCGCAAGACGAAUGCCUCGCAAGACGGAAAACCCGCUAGACGAAAGGGUUUUCCGUUUUUGAGUUGCUUCGCAGGACGAAUUUCCCUAUGGGCUUGCUUCGCAAGACGAAAAUGUCUUGCAAGUCUUGAGAUUUUUUUUUCGCUUUUCCCCCCUUUAUCUAAUCUGCUAAGCCUUUAAUAGCCUUUAAUAGCCUUUUAGCAGCUAAUCCGCUAAGCCUUUAAGCCUUUAAUAGCCGCUAAACCGCUAAUAGCGCUAAUCCGCUAAGCCGCUAAUAGGGUUGCUUCGCAAGACGAAAAAACCGCUAGACGAAGACUCUCGCGGAACGGAUUAAUUUCGUCUUGCGAGGCACCACUGUAAUAUAAGCAUGAAAUGGCUCCCUCCCACAAUUGAAAUACUUCAGUAUCGAAAAACUACUUAAUAUGUGACUUCUUAAUAUGUAGAAUUGUAUUUUCCAACCUAUUUUUCCAGCUAGACCACAUAAUGCAAAAAGCAGAGCCUCAGUUCUUCCAAAUGUUUAAAUAGUAACCAAUUUAGUGCAUCACCUAAAUUUAUAAAGGAGUUAGCCAGACUUUAUAUGUAUUUUAAGUACCAGAUAGACUCCUUACAAGAACUGCAUGAGGAAAGUGGGAGGUUGCACUCAUUGGCCUCACCUCUCUCAUAUCUCUGGUGGUCAUGCUACUGUUGCACAUGCAAGCUGCUCCCUAACGUUUUGAGCCCUUAUCUAAAGUUCUCCCUCCAGCAAUCCUGCUUACCAUAAGCGAAUAACUUUGAGAGAUGCAAAGCUAGUAUGUAUAGAGUGCACAAGAUAUGUUGGGUUCCUUGAAUUGGAAAAUUGUCAUGGCAUGAAGAAUUGACCACAUUAGUGCAGCCUCAACUCAAAUAAAAAAGAGGGUUUUUUUGGGAGGGGGGAGAAUUUGACUUGGUCUUAAGUGACAGGAUUCAGAUCCCUACUUUCGCUAUAAAGUAAUUUGUGCAUCCAAGUGCAAGUCACUCGUUAAAAUAUGAUUAUCUAUGUCAUGAAGAGGUUAGUGGCCGUGGUAAAGCAGUGAUUAUAUUAAUUCUAGUUUUGGUUAGCUCCAGCGUGACUUGUCUUUGGAUACAGGUUAAUUAACCUAUUCCUUUUCCAGCAGUGUCCUUUUUGCACUUAAUGUUAUCUGAUUCUUUUUCACAGGUAAAAAGUUCUCAGGACGACCAAUGUGCACCUUGUUAACUAACAAGCGUUAUGAGUUGCUGUAUAACUGCGGCAUUCAGCUCUUGCAUAUUGGGAGACCGCUAGCUGCUUUUGAAUGCCUGAUAGAAGCCGUCCAAGUUUAUCAUUCGAACCCUCGUCUCUGGCUGAGGAUAGCCGAAUGCUGUAUAGCUGCCAAUAAAGGAGUAAGAUGAACCCUACAAUUUUUUUUUCUAAUCAGAAAUAGUUUAAUAGCACAUACAUACAAAAAUGCAGUUCUGGGAGUUUAAUAUUUUUUUAACCCUGCUGUCCUUUGUUAAGUCCACAGUAUUGUCAGCUGCUUCAGUAUCUUUGUGGAACAACCUGAAAAUCCUAGUGAGAAGCCAGGUCUUUAAAUACUCUGGGAAACUAUUAAAGAGAGUUAUCACCAUCUUCUUCAGGUUGUUGAAAGGAGCCAUUUUUGAUUAUAGGAAAACAACUGCACUUCCAUUUUGUUCCUUGUGAGCCUCUUUGGUUGAUUUGCAUCAUCUGCAUAUUUCAGUUUCUGAUUUUAGAAACAGCUUCUGUGUUGUGCUGUAUGGUAUGCUAGGCUUGGUUUGGACAUAAUUCUGGACAAUUGCUUACCAUUACAUCCAUGAGCAGCAGCAAAGUUUAGUAUCACAUGGUUCUCUCUUCCCCUUGCAUACCCAUGAAGAGAUUAUAAGCUUCCACUUUUAAGCUGACCAGUUACUCUUUAUAUCCGAACUAUGGGAAUGAUGGUUUGCUAAUAUGCAAGGAUCAUGGGCUAAGGUUUGGUGUGUUUGAACAAACCAUAGUUUAACCUAGUUUCAGUUUCCGAAACUUAGUUUAAAUGCAGAAGUGUAAGCAUUUACUAUUGCAGCAGUGGUGGAAGAGAGGGAAGUGGAAAGUUGACUAGCCAGCUUGUGCCCACAACACUGAAAUGUAGUUUAACAUGAUGUCGAAAAAGGAUGUUGGUGUUAAUGCCCAAUUAGGUGGGUGUUUAAAUAAGAGUGGUUGAAUUUGGUCGGUGAGCUAGCAAUCAAUCCUGGAAUAAUCUUUGUAUUAUUCAGGUUUAGAUUCUGUGUCUGCAGAGUUGGCUUUCUGAAAGUGGGCAGAGACCAUCUACUGAGUUGCAGCCUGACCUAAAUUGGUUCACAACAGCAGUACUACCACCAUACAGUAGCAAAUAAUAAUUAAGAACAGGGGGGUUAACACUUUUGGUUUUGAGAGAUGGAGUGUUAUUCAUGCUUCAUCUCUGAAAUGUAGCAUGAGGUCAGGGAGAAGCAGGAGGGCCUUUGCCAUAUCCUCCAGCUUAAAGCUUGUGAGCGUAAUAGCGGUGUGCUGUUGUUUUUUUCUGCUCUGGUUUCUGUUGGCUGCCUGCUUUCAUUCAGCAAGCAUAGAGCUAAAACAAAUCACAGGCUCCCUCCCAUGGCCAGCUCAUGGAGAAGGUGGAGAUCAAGAUUGUUGGACCCUGAUUAAGGUGGGACCCCAAAUAUAUGUUGAGACUAAAAGUGGCUAGCUGGUGUAUAUCAUAUUUCCACUUAAGUUAAUAUAGUGUUUCAGACCCGUUAAAAACAAAUAUUUUCUAAUAACACAAUGGAAACCAUUCAGCAUGCUCAAAAGAGCCUGGUAGAAUGAUGGCGAUAUAGGAAUACAACUUAACACCUUGAGUUGAAUCAGGCUGGUGGUGCAAGUGCAAACAAGAGUUUUAUGGGCUUUUAUCUUUUUCUUUAAAAAGAGACUUAGAUUUCCAGGCAGGAAAGGACAUUGUUUGCUCUUCCUGGGACCAUGUUAAAUUGGUUUGGGACUGAUUGCUUUUAAUGCCUUCGUAGAUUCCUGCAAUGAAUUCCUGAGUUGAGGUCUGACCUUAGUAUUGGCAAUCUUUUUUGUGGGUGUAGUCUGCAUGUAAACUGGCUUGUAAUAAGUACAAUUGAAAUUGCUAUUGUGCCUAGAAAAAUGGGAAUAUAAUGCAGAGUAUAAAGAUGCUAUGGAAAGAAGGAACAGAAUACUGAAUAGCAGCAGCUAGAGAAAAUGCCAGUCUUUAUCUAAUAAAUAUUCCUCUUGAUGCCUUAAAUGUUUGUUCCCUAGAGUUCAGAACAAGAAACAAAAGGACUUCCAAGCAAAAAGGGCAUUGUACAGUCCAUUGUAGGUCAAGGAUAUCAUCGUAAAAUAGUAUUGGCAUCCCAGUCUGUACAGAACAUUGUUUAUAAGUAAGUUGUGCAAUUUUACAUUGCUGUUAUCUGAAAGGGAAGUUGCUGGUUGGCUGAAAACAUUUCCAAAGUGCUCUUUCUUGGUGCUAUUCUUUUAUUUCUUUAAGUAUUAAUUUUCAGCCAAUCAUGUGAAUGGAAAUGCUUUGCAUUGCAAUGUUUACAAGGCUCCUUUGUGUAUGAGAAAAGUUAUGUUGGCUGGCCCUCUUUGCAUGUCACAGUAAACCGCAGUUAAUGAUUUCCCAUGAAUACGCAGGUCCCUCCCACUUUGCUCCUGUAGGGUGAGUGAGAGCAACAAACAGCAAUCCCUGUGUUUUGUCCAAACUGGGGGUUGUGAUUGAACACUAUUGUCUUUUGUUGCUUCCACUUGUGCAGCAUGGGUGAAGCAGGAGCAAUCUGUAUGCUCAUGGGAAACCAUGAACUAUGGUUUGCUGUAGUGUGCAAAUGCUGUGCGCUAUGCCUCAAAUUUGAGUUCCUCUUGCUUACGGAACACACUUCUUUAUAAUUGGCUAUGUGGCAUGAAGUGGAACCUGGACAGGGAAUCUAGUCAGAUGGGUUUAGUAAACAAUUUAGCACAAUUUGUAUAGCUUUGUUCUCCAAGGGCGCAGAAAAAGCAAAAUUACUACUUUGCUAGGUUAUGGGAUUUAAGGGACCAUCUUAAAUUUAGUGGUAAUAAUCCUGUACACCUGUACUGUACUGUAAACCUUCAAAAAACGAGCUUGAUGCUUUUUUUCUUGACUUUAAAUCAUCUGGGAGUUUAUUUACACAGGAUUCUUGAAACUUCUCUAAGACAUAAUUGUGUUUAUUUCUUUAUAAUAUAGUUUAUUCAGAAACAACUUAAAACAGGAAUACAGUAUUUCAUGUAAACCCAAGCUGCUGUAGAUUAAGAAGAAGAUUUUGACUUCCUGACUCAUAAUCCUUGCCUAUAUUAAUGUAGUACAAAGAGCAUCAAUAUACUUUUUUCCCUGUUUUCAAGUGAUGGCCAGUCUUCAGCUAUUCCUGUAGCUAGUAUGGAGUUUGCAGCAAUUUGUCUAAGAAAUGCCUUGCUGCUGCUUCCUGAAGACCAGCAGGAGCCAAAGCAGGAAAAUGGAUCUAAAAUUGGCAACCAGUUGGGAGGGAAUAAUGAGAACAGCGAGAACAAUGAAGCUUGCAGGUGAGUGCUGCGUCAGAUGUUUCUAUUGCUUGUUUCACUAAGUGUCUUGCCCACAACUCUAAAAAGAAAUUUUGUGGCUGCUAACAGAGUUAGGAUAAUUGAAUACGGAGAAAAAUGGGGGUAGUGAAAAGUGGUUUGAAAACAAAUGUGUUGCACGUAAAUAAAAUCUAGCAAACCUAAGGUGUUGCUGAAGGUGUUGUAACUAUACUAUUACUCUUCCUUUUUUUAUGUUUCUAUUGGUGUGUAUUCCAGAUACUGGCCUUUUUUUCCAGAUAUUAGCCUUUUUUCCAUGGAGGCCCUCAACAGCAGCCCCUUUCCUGUUCCUCUUUUUUCCUAAGGCCUAAGCAAAUGUUACUGGUUGUUAACUUUCCAAGCCUCUCAUCAUUUCACAUUUCUCAAGCUGUUAACAUUGCUACUCACUCUCUGUCUUUGUUUCAGUAGCAAAAGCCACGAAGGAGACAAAUUCGUUCCUGCUCCACCAUCUUCUCCACUGAAGAAGCAAGAACUAGAAAAUUUAAGGUAGGUGCUAAGAUUUCUGGAUGUGCUGCCAGACAGCGCAGUUACAGUAUUCUGUGGACUUUGUUUCUGAAAGAAAGCAAUCUAAGUUUGCUUUCCCUAAUAUAAGAGAAAUCUCGAGUACAAAUUAUUUUAAUGACAUUUUAUAUGAACGUAUGCUAACGAUACCUUAAUGGAGGUUCUAUACUUAAUUUAGACCGUUUAUACAGAUUCCUGGCUCCAUAUAUAUCCACCAUAAAAGUUUUUUCAUGUAGCUAUUAAUAAGCAGUAAAUAGAUUGAGCAGCCUCAGCCUAACUUCAUGCUGUGGAAAAAAGGGGAAGCCUGGGGUGGCCCCCACUAUGGACUUUGGCCCGCCAGUAUGUGGCCUCUCAACAGAUAAUCCCACUCUAAAGAAAAAAGCUCAGAAGAAGAAAACUUCCCCACCCUUGCAGUAAGUUGUGUCACCUCCUAGAAGCUGGAAAGCGCUAAUUAAAUUUAAACUAAUUAUAAUUGGGAGAAAUGUACUUUUUUCUAGCAUGUUCCCACAAUGCAAGACAAGAAGAACAACAAACCUGUAGUUACGUGAAACAUACUCAAUAAGCACACAAGACGUAACCGGCUGUACUUUUUGUUACAGUUCCAUAGAGUCCUUUCACAGGACCACUACUAUGCUGUAAGAUCCACUGUCCUGUAAUAUUACAUAUGAGCCUGUUCUACUGAAGAAGCCUAGGAUGGUGAAACAAGGCUAAUAUUCUGGAAAUCCUUGUCUUAGACUCUGUGAAAGGAUUCUGUGGAACUGUAACAACCCUUCAUGUGGAUAAUUGGACUCUAUGAACAGACAGGUGGAAUAGACACUUAUACAUGUAUGGACCUUAUGCAUGAACUGACUAGAGAAUGAACUGAUCUACUAGGUCUUCUGCUUUUUUCAUUGAACUUUCUGAAACUUCCGUUGAAAUCUACAAUUUGAUACAAUGAAUACCUUAUUUAUUCAAAAAUACAUCCAGUUACGUCUUGUGUGUUUAUUGAGUAUGUUCCUAUAAUGCAGGCAUAGGCAAACUCAGCCCUCCUGAUGUUUUGAGACUACAAUUCCCACCAUCCCUGACCACUGGUCCUGUUAGCUAGGGUUGCAACUGCAGAAACUCCCCCUCUCAUUCUGUAAUUGGUGUUUGGCAGUGUUGAUAAAGAUGUUAAACCUGGGUCUCCUCCCAGCACUAGCAUCCUCUCCACUUUCUCCCCAAAAUAUUUUCAUUGUGGUGGUCCUGCAUCCAGGUGGAAUCUAGUAAUCCUGAGUACUAGUUAGAAUGCUCAGACCCAGAUAGUCAUCGGGACAAAACUUCUGCAUUGCGGGAUAAUUGGUGGCAUGAGAUUCAAAGGAAAGCAAGCUGCCUAUGAAACAUUACUGUGGUAGGUUUCCACUGGUGUUCACAUGCUGUUAAAUAUUUCACUGGAAAUGGUGAUUAUCUGAGAGGCGCAAGGGAGAGGAAGUUAAAAUUUCAUUAUGCCAACGUAGUACUCCUUUUGUCCUAGCUUAUUAUAUAGGCACAAGUUUCAUCAUACUGAGCAUCCAUAUAUAGGGGAAUCAUGUAUAUGCUGCAUUUCCUUGCAAAGAGGUACAUCCUCCUACAUAAAUCCAUGCACUUUCCUAAAUGUGGGAAUAGCUGCAUUGGUGUGUUUCCAGUUUGUUUUCUGCUUUGAUCCAUUCAUUUUGGGUACAUGUAUGGGAAUUAACUUCUGCAUGUAAAUACCAGGCAUGGCCAUUCUCACACUAUAGCGGAUGUGUGCCCUUGAAUGUGAAUUCAGACUGGCAUAUCUAGAAAUGUAAUGUGGAUAUGAAUUCCUAUUGCAGCAUUUAAAGGAAACUGUAUUUGGACUAAGUUUUUUCUCAGUUACUUAAACCAGGGGCGAAACUAGGCUUUAAUUUACCCAGGUCAAAGACCCAGUUUGGCACCCCUCUGGAGGUUUCACCCAGAGCAGAAAAACAGGCUAGCCCCCCCACCCCCACCCCCAGUUACGGCUCUGCUUAAACAUUACUAAUUGGUAGUUACUAUGAAUGCCAUUAAACCAAGUUUUACUAAAGAGUAGGCCUAUUGAAAUCCGUGAGCCUAGCAUAGAUGUGUUCAUUAAUUUUAGUGGGCCCCUCUGAGUGAAACUUAAUUGAAUGCCACCCCACAAUCCCGCAAGUGGAAGGUUUUGGUGUAAAGGAAGUAUACAGUGCCAAGGCUGUGAAAACAAUCUCACAUUUGACAUUUCUUGUGCUGUAAAGGAAGGAAAAUAAUCUUUCACAAUCCACUGUUGUUCUCAAUUGAUGAAACUUGACAGCCUGUCAAGAAAAUCCUGUCAUUAUAACAAAAAUGAUUGUACUUCUACUAGAAAGGGGGGGCGGGGAGUGGGAAGCGUGGCAGGAGGGAAGAGAAACAUUGAUUUUAGCUUCUGUAAGGCUAGCUCCAGAUAGUUCGGCUCCCUCCGUUUUUUCUUUAUAUCUCUCUAUUUUUAAUCUUCUGCACAAGAUGACUGAGAAUAGAAGUGUGUUGCUGUUUCAUGGGAAAUAAUAAUUUUAUCACUCAUGCAGGCUAUCCAUGCCCUUUGGCAGAAAGGAGUUUUAUCUGAACGUGACCUGUGAACCAAAUUUUACCUUCAGUUGAUGUUGUCAGCAUGUUAAAAAUUCUAUACAGAGUGGUUGUCAUGGCCAUACAUCAAAAACCUGUAAUGGCAGAGAGUAGCAGUCCCAGUGUCAAUGGAUUCUCUUGUUCCAUAUCUUGAACCCAGCUUAGUGGCUCACCUGUCUGUCCCAUGCUUCUCCUAGUCUCUGUCCUCAGCAAGUGUCCUUGGAGGGGUGGCUGGUAGUAAACUCCUGCAAAUUGUUUCACCUGGUCUCAUCCUGUGUAAGCAGUAUUGCUUGCAAAUUAUACAUUAUUAUUAGUCAUCACUUGCGAGUUCUGUUUUGAGCUUCUCUAGUAUUUCGAAAGCACAUUUGUUUCGGGGACAUGAAAAGUGUUUCAGAUUAGGACUGUAAUCCAAAAGUACUCCUUUAAAGGUAAAGGGAUCCCUGACCGUUAGCUCCAGUCGCGAAUGACUCUGGGGUUGCGGUGCUCAUCUCGCUUUACUGGCCGAGGGAGCCAAACAGUUUUUCCGGGUCACGUCGCCAGCGUGACUAAGCCACUUCUGGUGAACCAGAGCAGCACACAGAAACGCCGUUUACCUUCCCACCGGAGCGGUAUCUAUUUAUCUACUUGCACUUUGAUGUGUUUUCGAACUGCUAGGUUGGCAGGAGCAGGGACCGAGCAACGGGAGCUCACUCCGUCACGGGGAUUCGAACCGCCGACCUUCUGAUCAGCAAGCCCUAGGCUCUGUGGUUUAGACCACAGCGCCACCCGUGUCCCAAGUAUCCGUUUAGGCUCCUGCAAAGUUUUGAUGCAUAGUAAAGGGUGCCAAUUCUUUGCUUUAUAUCUUUUAACAGCUGCCAGUCAUGCUGAAGUAUAGCAACUGUAAAGAUUCCCUUGCUGGAAAAGUUUCUUAAUCCUAGUACACUGGGCUUUCUUAGUCCCUCCCUUCCUCCUGAAAUCGCUGCCCCUGUGACAACCAUUCCUUGUGCUUUAUUGGAGACUACUUCCAAAUUUCUAGAGCUCAUAGUCUCUGCCCAGCUGCAUGUGGAAUCAUAGAAAACACUGUAAAACUGCAAAGGCAUUAGAACUGUGAAUUUGAGGAGUUCAGGUCACAUUGAAGUAUUAAAGCAUUUUGCCCCUUUGGUUUUGAUCCUGGUAAUUGCCAGAAAAGAAUACUUCUAAAGAAAAUUGCAGCUUGGUUUCAAAGCUUUAUGAUAAAACUAUUUCCCCCUCCCCCUGCCAAGUCACUUCAAAUUCACAACUAAACUUAAUUCACUUUCAGUCUUGCGCAGAAAAUUGUCAGCUUGGGGGUGCCAUUCAUUUGUUUUAGGUACCUUCUGCAUUUAAAGUUGUACCACAGUGAAACAAAGUGUUACUUCUUAGUGAUCGAUUACUGUAUUUUUUGCUCUAUAAGACUCACUUUUUCCCUUCUAAAAAGUAAGGGGAAAUGUGUGUGCGUCUGAUGGAGCGAAUGCAGGCUGCGCAGCUACCCCAGAAGCCAGAACAGCAAGAGAGAUUGCUUCUUUCACUGCAUAGCGAUCCCCCUUGCUGUUCUGGCUUCUAUGAUUCAGAAUAUUUUUUUUCUUGUUUUCCUCCUCCAAAAACUAGGUGCGUCUUGUGGUCUGGUGCGUCUUAUAGAGCGAAAAAUACGGUACAUUGAUAACUUUCAUGUGGUGCAGGCUUAAUUCAUUGUGUAGAUGAGAGUGAGUAAACUUUGUGGACUAAUAGAUCUUGUAAGAAAACUGAACAGGCUGGUUGAUAUAAAAAGGCAGCUUUUUCUUUUUUUAAAAAAAGCUUUUUCAGACAAAAGGGAGGAAAAGAAGCUCAAGAAUACAGAGUCUUUAAAAGGCAGUCUGUGGAGAUGUGUCAAAAUUCUAGAGUGGGGUUGGGGACAGUUUAUCUUUCUGUGGGUUUAGCUGCAGAUUGUCUGAGUAGUUGGCAGCCUUGACAGUGUUUGGAGCAAUAUUGUAAGCUGGAGGCAAGCUACUUGAGUUCAAGUUGCCUAUAAGCAUAUUCUCUUGGUUGCAUUAGCAUGCAACAUUAAGCCUAGUUACACCUGGGCAUGAAUGAGCAAUGUGCUAGUAGUGUAUAGAGAGAAAUGGGGGUUGCUUACCCCCCCGGAAAAAACCCUGUUCCUGCUGCUGUGGUACCAGGAGCUAAGCCACAGUUUGGUUGGGCUUAGCAUUACAUCCAACUCAGGCUCAUGGUUUGUGUCCAUCUCCAAACCAGCAGUAAGCAAAAACCAGCUCGUGAUAAGCAUGAGCCCAUGUUCCGACGUAACAUGAACACAUGACUUGGUUACUGGUAGUAGUGCUGCAGCAGCAGGAGAGGGGGAAGAGGAAAAGUGACUAUUCACAGUAGUGCAAAUGGAUUUCACAAUGUUUGUAGACAUCAAAGCCUUGCUUAUAUACUGGGAAAUGUGGGCAUGAUCUCUUUUGCAUCAAUUAGCUACGAGCCUUUACAGCCAGCUUAGUUAAGAAGCAGCGCUUCCCCAUACAAGUAAGAUAGUGGCAGUGUUAUUUGACUGCCCUUGAUACACAGCACCACCCUAACAGUUGCAACUGCAAAUGGAUUUUUUAAAAAGCAAAAUAAAAUUUUGGGCUUGAAAGGAUGCCUGCUUUCCUUGGCAAGCUUUUCCCCCUGCGUGUUGGGAUUUGAUGUGACAUCUGGGCAUGGAACAGAGGAAAUGGGGAGGAAGCAGCAGAGCGAUUUCUUACCCUGCUUGUGUGUAAUUAAAGGGCAUGCCUCCUGGGACACAGGCAUAAAGGAACCCCAGGCCCUGCCAUGAAUUAACAUGGCUUACUGCUGAACCAAAAGUGGGCUUGACAGUUGCCAGAAGGCUGCAGCCGUAAUAGCCCACCUACUGGCUAGAGAGUUUAAUGGACUCCUCUUGCAGCUCCAAAACACCAGAUCUGUCCAAGACGAUCCACUCACUCCUCCUCUUUUCUGCCAUGCAACAGAGUUGGAUCUGUUCUUGUAGCAAGGCAAGCAAAGCUGCCUCCUGCCCUGAAGCCAGGAGAGCCUGCCUUGAACUCUGCUUUGUGAAGUGGAAAAUAUCCCAAAGUGCUGUGUUAAGAAGGGAGGGAGGGGUGGAAUUACAAGCUGUAAAAGCCUGACCUAAUACUGACAUCCUGAUGCGGGCCUUUUGUUUGAAGCUGUGGAAUGCUUGGCUCGAAUUUCAGGGAAAGAAUUUCAGGACCUACUUGUGCUUUAUUGAGAGGCUGGAGGGACAGCAAGGCCAAAAAAGCAUUUCUGCUGAGGUGCCAUGAGUGCCAAUUGCGCAGAACCCAUUUUUCUUUUUAGAGAUGCUGGAAAAGCUUGUUUUCAAUAUUUUCCUUUAGUGCACAUAGUAAAGUAUGUAACAGCUUUAUUUUAUGCGAUAAGGCAGUCUACCUUUCCUCUUUAAAGUUCUCUUAAGUUUAUUUAUUAAAUUUGUAUACCACCCUUCAUGGGCAGUUCACAGCAUAAAAAUACAAGAUUAAAAACACAAAAUACAUAAGAACAACAACAAACCACCACCCCCAUUUAUAAUAGGAUAAAGGGUGUCAUUCAGCCAAAGGUCUGCUUGUGUGGAUUUUCUGCAUGUAUCAACUUUCUAUGUGUGUUUCUAUUUUUGUUUUCUAGGUGUUCAAUACUUGCUUGCAGUGCUUAUGUGGCUCUGGCCCUGGGGGACAACCUUAUGGCUUUGAAUCAUGCAGACAAACUUCUCCAGCAGCCCAAACUGUCAGGAUCCCUUAAGUAAGCUUGCCCUGGUCAAUUUCUUUUACAGCACUUUUACAUUUAGUUUCCAUAUAUAGUGUGUAGGCAUGUAUGACCUCAAGUUAUGCCAUAACUGCUCACAUAAUAGUUGGGAUUCUUUUCAUCUAUGAAGUGCCAAAAAAAUAAUAUUAUUCUCCUCCCCUGAUCAGUGGAAAAAAUAGACCACCACAUGAUAAAGUGAGAGACAAUUUAUAUUUACACCUGGCUUUGAAGAUGUUUUGCAAUUCUGUAUAUUACUGUUAUAUAUAUAUUAUACGCGGGUGGCGCUGUGGGUAAAACCUCAGUGCCUAGGACUUGCCGAUCGUAUGGUCAGUGGUUCGAAUCCCCGCGGCGGGGUGAGCUCCCGUCGUUCGGUCCCAGCUCCUGCCCACCUAGCAGUUCGAAAGCACUCUUAAGUGCAAGUAGAUAAAUAGGGACCGCUUUAUAGCAGGAAGGUAAACGGCGUUUCCGUGUUCUGCACUGGUGCUGGCUCGCCAGCUGCAGCUUCGUCACGCUGGCCACGUGACCCGGAAGUGUCUUCGGACGGCGCCGGCUCCUGGCCUCUAGAGCGAGAUGAGCACGCAACCCUAGAGUUGGUCACGACUGGCCCGUACGGGCAGGGGUACCUUUACCUUAUAUUACUAUAAUACUAAAUUGAUGAAAGAGGUUCUCAAUCCCUUCAGUUUUGUCUUCUUGCCCCUUCAGAUUCAAAGGAGUACGGAAUGGCUUUGGAAGUUGCGAGAGUUGCAAUUAGGCACCUCCAGCUCCAAAUGGUCCAAACAAUUACUAUUUUAUACAAGUAUCCUCUUACACUUAAUUUUUAAUGUGGGGUUUCUUAGCUGCAGUAGGGCAGUCACUCAGAGAGAGACAUCCAUGCAGUAGCUUGAUGUGACUUGUUGCCAGAUUGACCUUUGCAACUGUGCGCGCUCUUGCUUUCUGCAGGUUCCUUGGGCAUUUGUAUGCUGCAGAGGCUCUCAUCUCUCUAGACAGAAUCUCUGAUGCCAUUACUCACUUGAACCCGGAGAAUGUCACUGAUGUGUCCCUGGGGAUUUCUUCAAACGAGCAGGAUCAAGGUUAAUGAGUCCAUACUUGAUUAGAACCGGUCAUGCUUUCAACUGCCUUCCUGCUGUAACUUGUAACAGCUCUACAUUUUAAUGCACUGUUAUAAAGGCUAUAGCCGCUUGCAGAGUUCCUAGAAUCUAUAUAUUUCAGUUUAACUGCCCCUAGAAUGCUGCUUCCUUUUUCUCUAAUCUUAAUAUUGUUAACUUCAAUUUGGGCUGUGAACUCUUGGAAUCCCCAGCUAUGCCUUAACAUUGUAUGCACUGUCCGCAAUGCAAAAUACAUGUGGAAUGCAAAAACAGAUUUCCAAGUAUGCCUGUAUCUGUAUUCGUCAUAUUUGCACUGAAUGUUGAUGAAAUAUUCAGUAACAUAACCAGAUUGACUGGAAUGGGGGUCAUGAAUGAUCUUUAAAUUGUUGUUUGUCUAAAGCAUAUGUUGUGUUAAAAUGUUGAUUUCACUAAACGAUGCUUUCCUGCUUGUAUUCUCCGCAGGAUCUGAGAAAGGAGAAAAUGAAGCAAUGGAAUCCUGUAAGUACUCACCUCCCUGUUUACUCUGUGUAAUUACAUAUGUGAAAUUAUGCCUUAAGUGCAAGACUGGAUAAAAAACUUUGUCUCUGUGCUUCCUUUACUGAGGAGCAGGGUGAGCUAUAAAUCCAGUAAAUGCUUGUGUCCUUUCUGCAGUGUGUUGCAUGAACCCGUCAACAUUGCUGCUUAAGUCCCUUAGCUAAUAAAGCAGCUGUUGUACCUAAGAAGUACAUUUCGUAGAAGAGUUAGAGGGGAACCCUUCCUAGGGCUCCCUUUUUAUUUCUGGCAUCACCUGACUUGUUACAUAUUUUAGCCUAGAGAUCUUUUAUUCCAGUUAAGGAGCUACUUUUAAAUUAAAACCAUGGGGACCGUCACUCAGGGCAUAGGACUCGUGGGAGGGCUUGUAUAAUGAAUGCGAGGUUCAUAAAUUCAGCUCUGCCACAAACGAGAAACCAUGCAUCCAUUAGCUCACCAUAUAACCACCUUCCUCCUUCCGGCCUUUAUUAUAUAUUGCAUGUUUUCAGAGCAGAGUAGCUCCAGCUGGUGCAAGCAAGUGAUCCAAGCUCCAUACCAAAGGAAAUGGCUUUGAUACUCUGCUGCUGAAAAUACUGAUGGGACACUGGUGUGCAAACACCUAAAAGCAGUUUUCCUUUCUGCAUUGUAAAUAUGCAUCUUGGAGCUGUUGCUAAUAGAAGCUCCCCAGACAAGUUGUUGUAAAAAUUUGGAGAUGCAUAUCCCCAUUUCUAGCUUAAGUUUAAAGCCGUACUUGAUACACUAAGCAUUGUUUUUACUUAGGUACAUGGUAAGCCAAUGUGGGCUUCCCCCAAAAGUGUAAGCACACAGGCUCCAGUGAAGGCGAUUGUAUUUGUUUUACUUCUCCCCAGUAGUUCUGCUGUGCUGCAACUUGUCAUCCAGACCCAGACUUGAGGUUUAGCUCUCAGCAGUUAUAUAUAUAUAUAACAAAGGUGUUUUUUCCCCUGUGGCUUAUGGUUCAUGGUUUAUCUAUGACAGCUAAUCCAUGAGUCUCAUUUUGGAUGACACACUAAGCUAAAUCCAGCCACGACUUCCCUCAGUGUUGCAGCAGAACAACUAGGGUAGACCAGGUUGUGAUCUCUUAGCCAGGAGCUCAUGCAUUUGUGCUAAGCCAUGUGCAGACUGGGCCAUUGGCCACUGGUAAUUGCAAACAAUCUUAAAUUUAAUUACAGUGGUGCCUCGCAAGACGAAAUUAAUUCGUUCUGCGAGUUUUUUCGUCUUGCGAAGCACGGUUUUAACAGUAUUAACGGUUUUAAGAAAAAGGAAACAAACUCGCAAGACGUUUUCGUCUUGCGAAGCAAGCCCAUAGGGAAAUUCGUCUUGCGAAGCAACUCAAAAAACGAAAAACUCUUUCGUCUUGCGAGGUACCACUGUAUUCAUCUUGACAAGUAAUGUGUUUUUGCAUCUUUUGUAAGCUGGCAAGCAAACCCCACAAUGUUACCCCAGUUCUGUCACAUCUGCACGGACCAUGAUGCUGUUCAACCUUGGAAGCGCCUACUGCUUGAGAAGCGAGUACGACAAAGCACGGAAGUGUCUGCACCAGGUGAGUCUUGUGGCAUUUUCACUAGGGGAAACCACCCAAAUACAACAAACUGUAAUAUCAUGGUCCCACAAGUUGUUCUGAUAGUUUUCCUUGUCAAAGCACAAGGUUUUCUCACCCACGGUAAUCAAACGUUAACCUGUGAUGGACUGGGUGGAAAAACAACACUUUUAAUCAAAAAUCCCUGGUGCCGAUUCCUUUUUAUAAGUUGGAAAAAUCCUUUGUCUCCCAAAUGACAAAGCAAUGCUUCGUUCAGAAGACAGAAAGCCACUGCCUCUAGCGAAGUUUUUUUUGCAUUUGCAAUAAUUUAAGGCACAGUCUAAAGUGGAGGGCUUUCUUUCAUACAUUAAUUCAACUUUUUAUGUUUUUAUUUUGGUAUAAGGCUGCCUCACUGAUUCAUCCGAAAGAGAUCCCACCCGAGGCCAUCUUGCUGGCUGUAUACCUUGAACUUCAGAAUGGUAAGUUGCAAACCCAAAUCUUCCUGAAUGUACAUUGCUAUUUCUUGAUAUGGAAGAAAGUCUGUAAAACAUAAGGUUUAGAAGUCGUGUGUGACUUUCAGAACCCCUGCCACAGCCCAAGCACCUUGGAUUAUAUUCGCCUGACAGAAAGGCUCGUCUGUGGAAAAGGGAGGGUUGUUUUUGGCACUCACUCCCCUAACUCUGUGGAAGGCUAUUUAUAGAGUAACACAAAAUCUAUAUUUUAAGUCUGAAAUUGUUUUCUAGGAAACACACAGCUGGCACUGCAGAUCAUCAAAAGAAACCAGCUUCUUCCUACAGUGAAAAUGCUCUCUGAGAUGCGGAAGAGGCCUGUGUUUCAGCCAACACACCUGGUCCAGCCUAUUCAAAUGCCUGCAUUCACCUCUGCUCAGAGGAAGUGAAGAAGCUGUGGUGAAAAUUGGCCCUUUGAGGGACCACUUGGAAAUUUUGUAAUUAUAUAUAUAUAUAAACAUUUGUGGUACCUGCAUAUGAUGUUCUGAAGUGUGUUGGUUUGAAUUUUUAAUUAAAACAAAAAAAUAUAUAUCAUACUGUAGAUUCUUUUUAUCCCUUUCUCCAGCAUUCGUUCUGCUUGUCAGUUGCGUGGCUUGGCACUUGUGAUGCUGUAUAAUUAAAAGAUACAGAGCAAACAUACAGAUCUCAAAAGAUUUGGCUGCACUAUAUGUAUAGAGUAACCCUUUGGAACUUUCCCCCCCAUCUACUUAGGAGGCAUGAAAUACACCUUUUCAUGCUUUUGCUGCAUGCCUAAGUAGGUUUACCUUGUAUAUAUGGUAUGAGCCCACGCAGAUCAAGGUGUUAGCUCUGCUCUGUUAGCAUUGCCUUGUUGCAUUCAGGAGGAUUAAGUUACGGUAUGACCAAACUGUACCUGCAGCUAGCUGAAUACCCCACCACAUUGGGGUGUCUGCUGGUAAAACACUUUCCAUCAUAGAAGUGCAGGGCUUUUCCUAUAGAGGAUGCAUUAAAGCACAUUAACUAGAAAAAAAACAUCAGUUAGCAAGAGGUAGCAAGUAAUAGGCUAACCUGCUUUCCAGCGUUGAGUCCAUAUGAAUUUGCUGAUACUAUCCUUGUUGGUUUUUGGUAUACAUGCAUUUGAAAGAAGGGUGGGGAGAAAUGGAAGACAAACCACAAUUGAAGUGAAACUCACAUUUAUUUGAUUAAACAAAAAUAAAAUAAACUGCAUAGAAACAUUU
Molecule: messenger RNA, 24989 nt
Organism: Podarcis lilfordi (Lilford's wall lizard)
Lineage: Eukaryota; Metazoa; Chordata; Lepidosauria; Squamata; Lacertidae
Source: the annotation of a GenBank genome assembly